Molecule: messenger RNA, 4122 nt
Organism: Venturia canescens
Lineage: Eukaryota; Metazoa; Arthropoda; Insecta; Hymenoptera; Ichneumonidae
Product: neprilysin-1-like
Exons: 14
Coding region: 807-3191 (794 amino acids)
Biological process (GO): protein processing
Cellular component (GO): plasma membrane
Molecular function (GO): metalloendopeptidase activity
Source: RefSeq, a predicted model, not a curated record
CUCGCCCCUUUCAGUCUGGCACCGACCGCCGCCGAAACCGGUCGCGCUACGGUUCGCUAAUUCUUCAUCCGCCAAUUUUCACUCGACGAUCUCGAUAUCAAAACAAACAACGAGGAGCCUCGAAUAAAUACGCCAAAAUUAUUCAGUUCCGAUACGACACCCAAACUCGAGAUAUGCUUGAACAAACCAUUGCGAAUAAACGAUAAACACGUUGAAAAGUCAAACAAACGAUACGAAACUACACAUUAAAAUAUGGCAAAAUCAAGCCGUUAAUUGGCCAUUGAGCAGGAAUGUCCGCGUUGAGUUGGACUGCUCGAGUUUCGAGUUGAUCUCUCAAACGAUUAAACGAUCCCGGCGAACAAUCUAAAUUCGAAUUUGAAAUCGAUAAAUAACUAAUAUUUCGUUCUUCAGAUUCAAAUCUUUCCGAUCGUUCGUCAAUUGUAGAAUGGACGUGUCAUCAGGACUUUGGCGCGCCCGGGAGUUUCGUCUCCCCCGACGGAUUCGCCCUCACAAAGCUGUCAACUAAACACGCGUUUUCUCGGCCGCAGAAGCGAUAAAAGUGAUAAAAAACCGAUAUAAAUCAGGCGCGAUAAUAGCGAAUUGAAAUUUCGAAAAAAGACUAAUUAAGACGGAAGUAAACCCGUUCGCUUUAUUCGACUAUCAUUUUCCAUCCGAAGAACAAAUCUCUAACAAGACCAUGCUCUCAACGGCAGAAAAAGUUUUCAACGGAAAUAAAAAAAUAAUGAAAAAUUUCAAUUAAACUCACUUUCAACAACAACUAACGAUAAGUGAAAAGUAUUUUAUUCAUGAGCAUGAAGCCGGAAAGCAACAACGGUUACCUCAGGUCAACGGUCAUCGCCGAAGAGAGCGAACUUUUGCCACCUGCUGCUCGGGAGUCUCCGCACACUGGGAAUUCUCUUCAGGUGACUUGCGGAGCCCGCGGAAGCACGACAACGAGUAUCGUUCAUCAUCCGACGAGUUCUCAAAGACCCAUAGCGGGUAUAACGCGAGGAACAUCGAUAACGAGACGUCGAAGGGGUCCAACGAAUAGGCAACAGCUUUUGGGGGUUUUGGCGGUUACUCUGCUCAUAGCUACGUGCAUUUUUACACUUUUACUUGUCAACCGAUCCCGGGAAAGCGGACAGGAAUCGAGGCCCGACGUUUGCAUGACCGAAGAAUGCGUGAGGACUGCGGCGAGUUUACUGUCAGCGAUGGAUCGAAGUGCUGCGCCAUGCGUCGAUUUUUUUCAAUACGCUUGUGGAACGUGGAAUCGAGUCCACGUAAUCCCAGAGGACCGUAGUUCGAUUAGCACUUUCGAGGUACUCUCGGAUCAGUUGAAAGUCAUAUUGAAGCAGGUGCUCGAGGAACCCCCAAACUCCGAUGACAACGACGCGACUCUAAAAGCAAAGAUGUUUUACAAGUCUUGCAUGGACAUCCGUCAAAUAAAGUUGUUCGGAGACUUACCGCUGAGAGAAAUGCUGAAAAAACUCGGUGGGUGGCCAGCAGUGGAGGGCGCCAUGUGGCGGUCCCCGGUUUUCCCUGUCGAAGUUUUACUCGGUCGUUUGCGUGGCGAGUACAAUGAGGGAGUUUUGAUCGAACAAUGGGUCGGUCCGGACGACAAGAAUUCCUCGGUGAACAUCCUCCAGCUGGAUCAGAUGCAAUUGGCCCUACCGAGCAGAGACUAUUAUUUAAAAAAGACUAGUGAAGCUGAGUUGCGAGCUUAUCAUCGUUACAUGACCAACGUGUCGGUCUUAUUAGGCGCCAACCCGCAGACUGCCUCCGAGGAAUUCGAUCGAGUUAUCAAUCUGGAAAAACAACUCGCUGAAGCUUCUUUGGCAGAAGCUGACAGACACGACACGUCAUUGAUUUAUCGGAAAUUGACCCUCCGAGAAAUCCAGGAAGAAGUGCCACAGCUCAAUUGGCAGAUUUAUCUUCAAGAACUUCUCAAUUCGCCCAUCACGAAUGACGAGCCGCUCGUAGCUUACGCGAUGCCUUAUUUCAUCCAAAUGGGUCGAAUUAUUGAACGAACGGAUCAACGAACGUUGUACAACUACGUUAUUUGGCGAUUGGUCAUGUCGAUAAUGCCCCACAUGAUUGACGAAUACCAGCAAAAAAGGAUCGAGUACCGUAAAGUCCUUCUGGGCAUUUUGAGCGAAAGAAAUCGAUGGUCUCAGUGUGUUGAGUGGACGAACAAAAAGUUAGGAAUGGCUGUAGGAGCUUUGUUCAUUCGUGACAAUUUCAAUCACGAAAGUAAGGAAACAGCGUUACAAAUGAUUCACACGAUAAGGGAAGCUUUCAACGAAUUGCUGGUCGAAAAUCAGUGGAUGGACGACGAGACGAGAGCAGUGGCUAAAAAAAAAGCGGAUUCGAUGAAUGAGAGAAUCGGAUAUCCGGAAUUUUUGAAAGAUCCGCACGAGCUUUCCCAAGAAUAUAUAACGUUGAAUAUCACGGAGAAUCGUUUUUUGGACAACAUCUUCGCGCUUCUGCGUUACGAGGCUCAUCACAAUCUUGAAAAACUUCGAAAGCCCGUGGACAAGGACAAAUGGUCGACCGAGCCAGCAGUGGUGAACGCUUUUUACAAUCCUAAUAAAAACGACAUUGUUUUUCCAGCGGGUAUUCUCCAGCCACUUUUCUACGCUCAGCAUUUCCCAAAGUCCUUGAAUUACGGCGGAAUCGGGGUCGUAAUCGGUCACGAAAUAACCCACGGUUUCGACGACAAGGGACGUCAAUUUGACAAAGAUGGUAACAUGAUGCAGUGGUGGAACAACGCUACCAUAAGGGCGUUUCGAGAACGCGCACAGUGCAUCGUCGAACAAUAUUCUCGGUACAAACCUCAAGAAAUUGAUCUUUACGUUAAUGGGAGAAUGACACAGGGCGAGAAUAUUGCCGAUAAUGGAGGCCUCAAACAAUCUUUUCGCGCAUACAAAAAGUGGGUAUCGCAGUACGGCGAGGAGCCUCUGCUGCCAGGCGUCAAUUUGACCCACGAUCAGCUAUUUUUCCUGAAUUAUGCUCAAAUAUGGUGCGGCUCAAUGACGCGAGAGGAGGCACUUACGAAAAUCCGUAGCAGCGUCCAUUCGCCCGGUGAAAUAAGAGUGCUGGGUCCGUUGUCGAACAGCGAAGAUUUCGCGAAAGCUUACGAUUGUCCGUUGGGUUCGCCGAUGAAUCCUAAGAACAAGUGCAACGUUUGGUAAUGCGAUGCGGCAGACUCAUUAGGAAAAUGACAUUUCAAACAAAGGAACUGAAUCAGGCGAAUGGAGUAAAUUUAUUUGUUUGGAAAUACAAGAUAGUUUAAAAAAGCAUUAAAAUGGGCUCAACUGAAAGUAAACGAAACAGGCCGUUUUUUAUGCUUUUCAAUGGAUUCGAGAAAAUCUCGCGCGCGCCUGACGCGUGUUGAGUGUAUGCGUGCAUUUCCGCGCUAUAUAUGUGUAUAUUUAUGUGUGUGUGCGUGAAACAUGACCUCGAUCACGAAAUAACUUUUCCUCAUGCGAAAGGGCAAAGAUAAUUUUAAAAAAACGAAUAAAAUGGGACAAAUGAAAUCACGAUGAAAUCGGGGACUCUCGUUGGAGUACUAUACGGAAAAGUGUGAAGCUGAUAUUUUUUCCUCGACUCCUCAAUUAGCAAAAUUGGAGGUUGUCAAACAGUGCAAAGUGAAUAUUUUUAUCGAAACUCCAAAGCUGCGCCUCCGGCUCGGAAUUCCAUCAGAAAUAUUGAAACUUCUAUUAUAUAACAUCCGCUUUGAAUUUUCGGACUCCUGGUAUAUGAAUAACUGUAAAAAUUGUAACUACAGAAAAAUCAAAUGUACGUAAGAAAGAAAAUAUAAUGUAAUAGCACGUGGAAUUGAGCGAGAUUAAAAGUCCGUGCAAGCAUUUGCACAGUAAGUGUGGGGCGCGUAAGCGUUUGAGGUUAUGUUACCGAGGAACGCUUCAACUGCGUCCGAAUAUAGUUGGCAUUCGAGGGGGCAGAAUGCUGGAAAAAUAAAGUAAUGGAACAUUCCGUUUGGCUCAGUACGCAGAUAGAGUCGCAAAUGAAUCAAAUGUUUCGUCGUGCGAUAAAUAUCAAUUUUAAAAACGAAUAAAACAUGUUGAAAAAUCUAAAUAUAUAUAUAAAUCAUGUGAGCUGAAA